This is a messenger RNA of Poeciliopsis prolifica (blackstripe livebearer), 2214 nucleotides long. It is a transcript of the gene med17, whose product is annotated as mediator complex subunit 17. The record is from RefSeq and is a predicted model, not a curated record. Gene Ontology annotation, biological process: regulation of transcription by RNA polymerase II. NCBI's taxonomy places the organism in Eukaryota, Metazoa, Chordata, Actinopteri, Cyprinodontiformes, Poeciliidae. Gene Ontology annotation, cellular component: core mediator complex; mediator complex. The coding region runs from base 110 to 2041 and encodes 643 amino acids. Gene Ontology annotation, molecular function: transcription coregulator activity. The transcript is spliced from 13 exons.
UCUCGCGUUCUGAGGAGAGCAAAAGCAACACGGAGCUCCAGAUCUGGCUAAUUUCAGCGAAUAACCGCUUUUAUUCGGUUGUAUUCUGAUUAACAGCUCCGGCCUCAUCAUGUCGGGCGGUCCGGCUGUCAGGAUCAGCAUCGAGUCGUCCUGUGAGAAGCAGGUGCAGGAAGUGGACUUCCAUGGCACGGAGACGUACGUCCCUCCUCUGUCCAUGUCCCAGAACCUGACCAAGCUGGCACAGAGGAUCGACUUCAGCCAGGGCUCUGACUCCGAGGAGGACGGGGCCGACGGGGAGCCCAGGGACAGGGAGUGGGGCAAGCAGGAGACGGAGGAAGAGGAAGGCACGGUGAAGUUCCAGCCGUCUCUUUGGCCCUGGGAUUCUGUGCGCAACAAUCUGCGCAGCGCCCUGACGGAGAUGUGUGUGCUCCACGACGUGCUCAGCGUGGUGAAGGAGAAGAAGUACAUGGCUCUGGAUCCGGUGUCUCAGGAUCCGAGCGUCGGAAAAACGCCGCAGGUUUUCCAGCUGAUCAGCAAAAAGAAAUCUCUGGCCACGGCGGCGCAGCUCCUCCUGAAAGGAGCCGAGAAGCUCAGCAAGUCCGUGGCCGAGAACCAGGAGAACCGGCGGCAGCGCGACUUCAACGCCGAGCUGCUGCGACUCCGAUCGCAGUGGAAACUGCGAAAAGUCGGAGACAAGAUCCUGGGAGACCUCAGCUACCGGAGCGCAGGUUCCCUCUUUCCUCACCCCGGAACGUUUGAGGUGAUCAAAAACACCGACAUCGAUCUGGACAAAAAGAUCCCAGAGGACUACUGUCCGCUGGACGUCCAGAUCCCCAGCGACCUGGAGGGAUCGGCUUACAUCAAGGUCUCCAUUCAGAAACAGGCUCCGGACAUCGGUGACCUGGGAACCGUCAACCUCUUCAGGAGACCUCAGAAAAGCAAAGCAGGAACGCAGCCGUGGCACGUGAAGCUGGAGGCGGCGCAGAACGUCCUGCUCUGCAAGGAAAUCUUUGCGCAGCUUUCCAGAGAAGCGGUCCAGAUCAAAGCGCAGAUCCCGCACAUCGUGGUGAAGAACCAGAUCAUCUCGCAGCCGUUCCCAGGUUUGCAGCUUUCCAUCUCUCUGUGCCACUCCGCCGGGGAGAAGAAGAGCAGCCGGGCGUCUCCGGAGAAACCCAAACCGGACGACCACCUUUACGUCCUGGAGCACAAUCUGCACCAGAUGAUGAGAGAGUUCCACAAGCAGCAGCUGAGCUCGGUGGUGAUGCCGCAUCCGGCCAGCGCGCCGUUCGGCCACAAGCGUCUGCGGCUGGCGGGGCCGAUGGCGUACGACAAGGCCGAGAUCGCCAGCCUGCAGCAGAGCGAGGGGCUGCUGGAGAAGAUCAUCAAACAGGCCAAACACAUCUUCCUGCGCAGCAGGACGGCUCGGACCAUCGACAGCCUGGCCAGCCGCAUCGAGGACCCUCAGAUCCAGGCCCACUGGUCCAACAUCAACGACGUUUAUGAGUCCAGCGUCAAGGUGCUCAUCACGUCGCACGGCUACGAGCAAAUCUGCAAGUCCAUCCAGCUGCAGCUGAACAUCGGCGUGGAGCAGAUCCGCGUGGUGCACCGGGACGGCCGGGUCGUCACGCUGUCGCACCAGGAGCAGGAGCUGCAGGACUUCCUCCUCUCUCAGAUGUCGCAGCACCAGGUGCACGCCGUGCAGCAGCUGGCCAAGGUGAUGGGCUGGCACGUCCUGAGCUUCAGCAACCACGUGGGGCUGGGCCCCGUGGAGAGCAUCGGGAACGCCUCCGCCAUCACCGUCACUUCCCCCAACGGAGAAUACGCCAUCUCAGUGCGCAACGGCCCAGAGAGCGGCUGCAAGGUUCUGGUCCAGUUCCCGCGCAGCCAGAUCAAAGAGCUGCCAAAGAGCGACGUGGUGCAGGACGCCAAGUGGAGCCAGCUGCGCGGGCCGCACAAGGAGGUCAACUGGAGCAAGAUGGAGGGACGCAACUUCGUCUACAAGAUGGAGCUCCUCAUGGCGGCGCUCACUCCCUGUCCUUAGGCCGAGCCGACGGUUUUCCUUCCACUCAACCUUCUCGCUCAGCUCCAUCAGAUUUAUGUUGGAUUUGAAUGAAAAGCAAAUACUUUUGUUUGCUGCUGUUUUUGAAACAACAAACCUGCAGGAAGAUCUGAUGUUCAAACACAAACCACAAAAAAAACAAUCAUUUUUCUACA